Molecule: messenger RNA, 3041 nt
Organism: Oncorhynchus tshawytscha (Chinook salmon)
Lineage: Eukaryota; Metazoa; Chordata; Actinopteri; Salmoniformes; Salmonidae
Product: follistatin-A-like
Exons: 6
Coding region: 140-1117 (325 amino acids)
Biological process (GO): regulation of BMP signaling pathway; cell differentiation; multicellular organism development
Molecular function (GO): activin binding; protein binding
Source: RefSeq, a predicted model, not a curated record
CCUUAAAGAUUUUAAAAGAGAGACGGAGUCAGACAGUUUGACAGUCACUCACUGAGCUUUGCAUCGCGUGCGCACAGACACAACUUAUCCGCUGCGCGUCAGGACUGCAGUCGUUCGCGCCACUCUCCCAUCCGUUCCCAUGUUUAGGAUGCUACAAACACCACAGCUCCGUCAAGGCGUGAUUGCACUUUUCAUGUGGUUCACUCACUUUAUGGAGGAAUACAAAGUCCAGGCGGGUAACUGCUGGUUGCAGCAGGGAAAGAACGGCCGGUGCCAGGUGCUCUACAUGUCCGGGAUGACCCGAGAGGACUGCUGCCGGAGUGGCCGUCUGGGCACCGCAUGGACUGAGGAAGAUGUGCCCAACAGCACGCUGUUCCGAUGGAUGAUCUUCAAUGGAGGCGCGCCUAAUUGCAUACCUUGUAAAGAAACAUGCGAUAGCGUUGACUGCGGUCCUGGGAAGAGAUGCAAGAUGAACAAGAGGAACAAGCCCAGGUGUGUGUGUGCUCCGGACUGCUCCAACGUCACAAGGAGGGGGUCCAUCUGUGGGUCGGAUGGAAAAUCCUACAAGGAUGAGUGUACAAUGCUCAGGGCCCGCUGCAGGAACCAUCCUGACCUGGAGGUCCAGUACCACGGACGCUGCCGCAAGACAUGUCACGGAGUUCGCUGCCCUGGCUCUGCGUCGUGUGUCGUGGACCAGACCAACAAUGCCUACUGUGUGGCCUGUAAUCACCAGUGUCCAGAGGUGAAGUCACCUGACCAGUACCUGUGUGGCAACGACGGCGUUGUUUAUGCCAGCGCCUGUCAUCUGAGGAGAGCCACGUGCAUCCUGGGAAGGUCCAUCGGCGUGGCGUACGAAGGGAAAUGCCUUGACGCCCGGUCAUGUGGCGACAUCGUGUGUCGGGGAGCGAAAAGGUGUCUGUGGGAUGAAGCGAGUGGCCGCGGACGCUGCUCUGUGUGUGACGAGCCAUGUCCGGAGAGUCGCCCGGGUGAGAGUGUGUGCUCCAGCGACAACAACACCUACCCCAGCGAGUGUUCCAUGAGGCAGGCCGCAUGCGCUCAGCAGCGUCACCUGGAGGUCAAACACUCAGGAUCCUGCAACUGUUUAAACCAGGUUUAAACCAUCACCCCACUGCCCAGCCCAGCCCCCCUCUCAGCCUCCAGCCUCUCUCAUAACCACAAUCACUUUUCUUUAUGUCCCGUACUCUGGUCCAUGGAAGAAGAGAAGCAGACUGUCAGUGAAUCAAGUCAAGGAAAAUUUGAUUCAUGAUGCAGUUGGAUUCUGUGCUGUUGUUAGGGUCAAUGGGGCGGUGGUUAGAGCAUUGGACUAGUAGUUAGUUAGAGCGUUAGUAGUGGUUAGAGCGUUGGACUAGUAACUGAAAGGUUGCAAGAUCGAAUCCCCGAGCUGACAAGGUAAAAAUCUGUCGUUCUGCCCCUGAACAAGGCAGUUAACCCAUUGUUCGUAGGCCAUCAUUGAAAAUGAGAAUUUGUUCUUAACUGACUUUCCUAGUAAAUAAAAUAAAAAUUAUGCUUAAUGUUGCAGUGAGAUUCUGUGCUGUUGUUAGGGUCAAUGAUGCUUAAUGUUGCAGUGAGAUUCUGUGCUGUUGUUAGGGUCAAUGAUGCUUAAUGUUGCAGUGAGAUUCUGUGCUGUUGUUAGGGUCAAUGAUGCUUAAUGUUGCAGUGAGAUUCUGUGCUGUUGUUAGGGUCAAUGAUGCUUAAUGUUGCAGUGAGAUUCUGUGCUGUUGUUAGGGUCAAUGAUGCUUAAUGUUGCAGUGAGAUUCUGUGCUGUUGUUAGGGUCAAUGAUGCUUAAUGUUGCAGUGAGAUUCUGUGCUGUUGUUAGGGUCAAUGAUGCUUAAUGUUGCAGUGAGAUUCUGUGCUGUUGUUAGGGUCAAUGAUGCUUAAUGUUGCAGUGAGAUUCUGUGCUGUUCUUAGGGUCAAUGAUGCUUAAUGUUGCAGUGAGAUUCUGUGCUGUUCUUAGGGUCAAUGAUGCAACUGCUAGUAGACAAUUUGUUCUUCCAUAUAUCCGUCAUCAGACAGGGAAGCUUGAGGAAGAGGGGAAGGAAGAAGAGGAGAAAGAAGAGCAGGAAUACUAGGAUUUUCUUCAUCAAUAUGUCCUGGAAUACAGCCUGGAUGAUAAACCUUAUAAUAGGUGAAUAGUGUUUCAGUUCAGCCACAGAAUACUGUUCAUAUUGUAUAUAAAGUGUAUGCUUAUUUAUUGUCCAUGGAAGAGAAAUAAGCCAGGGUCUCCCGAACUCAGUCCUCGGGAUCCCAAGGGGUGCACGUUUUGUUUUUUGUCCUAGUACUACACAGCUGAUUCAAAUAAUCAACUAAUCAUCAAGCUUUGGUCGUUUGAAUUGACUGUAUUGUUAGGGCAAAAACCAAAACAUGCAGCCCUUUGGGUGCCCAGGACCGAGUUUGAGAAACCCUGGCUGAACUAAGCAAUCGUAUAUUUUAAAUCUUGUAGGUGUUGUUUACUUGUAUGUAUUUAUAUAUUUUGUUUAUUAUUUAUACAUUAACAGUGUCCGUCUGUCUUACUGUAUACCUAAUGUCUCUUGCAUUUUAUCCAAAGAGAAAAUGUAUUAUUUAUUUGAGGUGCAAUACUACCCACAUUGAUGUUCUUGUUCUGUAAACUCCUGCAAUGCAUUCUCUGAGUUGUACACAUCUGCUUAUUGUGGGCAAGAUUUGGAUUUACCCCUUCUUCCUACAUUGUGAAAUGUUGGCUAGCGUGUUUAGUGUGUUCCAGUUUAUUUUAUGGAGAACUUGUUGCUCACCAAUGUAUAUACCCUAGUGAGAGAAAGGUUUUGAUGACCCAAAGCUGACCUAAAUGUCUUUGUCUAGUCUUUUGUUGAACCAGAGUUACCCGUCCUAGUCCCACUACAGUGCAUAGCGAUACUUUUAACGAGUCACUAUGGUCUCUCUCCCUUCAGAAAAUGACUAGCUUUGUUUAUUAAGGGGAGCAGGAUGGAUGCCACUAAAACAAUGUACAGUUGAUGUCGGAAGUUUACAUACACUUAGGUUGGAUUCAUUAAAACUUGUUAUUCAA